AUAAAUAGUGGUCAAUUGGGCCUGUGCACUUCGUACUUGCAACAGCAACCGAGCAACAAGCCAAGCUUUCUCUUGAGCGUGCAGUUAUCGUUGUCGAUCGAUUACCGGCUGCUCUUCCUUGCACAAGCAGCUACCAAGCGGCGGCGGCGGCGGCGGAUUUUGCAGACACCAUGAGCUACGGGAGCAACUCUUCUGGAGGGCGCGGCACGCGACGAGUGGAGUACGGCAGGACGUACGUGGUGAGGCCCAAGGGGAGGCACCAGGCCACCAUUGUGUGGCUCCAUGGCCUCGGUGACAAUGGCGCAAGCUGGUCCCAGCUCCUGGAUUCUCUUCCGCUGCCUAAUAUCAAAUGGAUUUGCCCUACUGCACCAACACGGCCUGUCGUGGCUUUCGGUGGAUUCCCUUGCACUGCAUGGUUUGAUGUGGAGGAAACUUCAUUGGAUGGCCGUGAUGAUAUUGAAGGGCUCGAUGCUUCAGCUGCGCAUAUCGCAAACUUACUGUCUUCCGAGCCAUCUGAUGUGAGGCUUGGGAUCGGAGGUUUCAGCAUGGGCGCUGCCGCCGCCCUCCACUCUGCCGCAUGCUAUACUCAUGGGAGAUUCACAAAUGGCAUUGCCUAUCCGAUCACACUCAGCGCAGUCAUCAGUUUGAGCGGCUGGCUUCCUUGCUCAAGGACCCUGAGGAGCAAGAUUGAGAGCUCGCAGACUGCUCUGAGAAGAGCUACGGCUUUGCCAAUCCUGCUCAACCAUGGAAAAGCUGAUGAGGUUGUCGCCUACAGAAACGGUGAGAGGUCAGCCGAUAUUCUGCGAUCCUCAGGGUUCCAGUGUCUGAGUUUCAAACCCUACAAUGGACUGGGUCACUAUACUAUCCCUGAAGAAAUGGACGAUGUCUGCAAGUGGCUCAGCUCAAGGCUGGGGCUUGACCGAUCCCGCAGCUAAUCCGAAAAUAUGUGUGCAGCACAAUGUCUUUGAAAGUAUAUAAGAAGAGGUAUUGACAAUAUACAGGAGAAAGUUGAUAGGCUAUGUGAAUUGUGACUGUCAUGGCUUGGUAGCAUGUAACCCCAUGCGCUUUCCUCAUAGCUACAUAUCACGUUAGUUUACUGGUAAUGUACCUUGUCGGUUGUCACCACUAAAUUAAAGAGGAUGUCUGUAAUGUAGUAUUGUAUUGCUUGUUUGAUUACAUUCGUAGUAAUGCUGUUGAGUCUCA
Messenger RNA from Phragmites australis (common reed), 1203 nucleotides. RefSeq lists its product as uncharacterized. The coding region runs from base 171 to 935 and encodes 254 amino acids. NCBI's taxonomy places the organism in Eukaryota, Viridiplantae, Streptophyta, Magnoliopsida, Poales, Poaceae. Gene Ontology annotation, molecular function: hydrolase activity. The record is from RefSeq and is a predicted model, not a curated record. The transcript is spliced from 9 exons.